AUUCUAUUAAAGGGAACAUAAUUAAGCUCGCUAAAGCUCCACAUCCUUUCUCUCCAUCGAUCUUAGUUGUAUCUGUCCAUUACUUUGAUUCAUCAACCCCACCUUAUUCAUCAACCCUUAUGGCGGAUGCUCUUGUUUCUAUCGUGCUGGAGCGAUUGGCUUCAGUCUUGGAACAACAAGUUACACUGGUGGUGGGUGUCGGAAGCGAGGUGGACAACCUAAAAAGCACACUCCAGAGCAUCAGAGCUGUUCUUGCAGACGCAGAGAAGAGACAGUUCAGCGAAGAACUUGUAAAAGUUUGGUUAGAAAGGCUCAAGGACAUCUCCUACCAGAUGGAUGACGUGGUGGAUGGGUGGAACACUGCUCUUCUCAAAUUACAGAUUGCAGCUGAAAACCCUUGCAUCCCUAAGCUCAAGAUAAGUUCCUGCCUUCCCUCCCCUUGUGUUUGCUUCAAACAAGUUCUUUUGCGCUGUGAUAUUGGUAUUAAGAUUAAGGACAUAAGAAAACAACUAGAUGCCAUUGCAAAUGAGAGAAAUCAGUUCAAUUUUGUGUCAAGUAGUACCAUCCAGCAACCACAUAGACGUAUGACCAGUUCUGUAAUUGAUGUAAGCCAGUUCUGCGGUCGGGAUGCAGAUAUAGACGUUAUAAUAGACAAGCUGUUGGGUGGGAGUUGCCAAGAAAGCUCCUCCCUCUACAUCAUCUCCAUAGUUGGGAUGGGAGGGAUCGGCAAAACAACUCUUGCUCAAUUAGCAUACAAUGACGAUAGGGUGAAGGCCUAUUUCCAUGAAAGGAUGUGGGUCUGUGUGUCUGAUCCUUUUGACCCAGUGACGAUUUCUAGGGCUAUUCUUGAAGCCCUCCAGAAAGAGUCUUGUGGUUUCCAUGAGCUGGAAGAUGUACAACAAAAAAUUUGCACACUUAUUGCCGAGAAGAAGUUCCUACUCGUGCUAGAUGAUGUUUGGACUGAAAACUAUGAAUUGUGGGAACAAGUAGAGAGUUCUCUCAAGGGCGGGGCACCGGGAAGUAGAAUUUUGGUGACCACACGAAAAGAUGACGUUUCUACCAUGAUGGGAACCACGUACAAGCACCCCUUACGAGAAUUGUCCGAGGGGCAAUGUUGGUCAUUGUUCAGUAACAUAGCCUUUUGUGGAAGGAGUAGAGAAAAAGUUGAAGAACUAGAAAACAUUGGCAGGAAAAUAGCAGACAAGUGUAGGGGCUUGCCUCUUGCUGCAAAAGUUUUAGGGAGUCUCAUGCGCUUAAAAGAUAAUAAAGAAGAUUGGGAGAGUAUUUUGAAUAAUGAAAUAUGGCAACUUGAUGUGAUUGAGAAACAUCUUUCCACUCCUUUAUUGUUGAGUUAUUAUGAUUUAUCCCCUGCUGUUAAACGCUGCUUCUCAUAUUGUGCUGUCUUCCCAAAAGAUCAAAUCAUUAGUAAAGAUAGAUUGAUCAAGUUGUGGAUGGCAAAUAGCUAUCUCAAUUCUAGAGGAAGCAUAGAGAUGGAGAAAACAGGUGGAGACUACUUUGAAGACUUGGUGUCACGGUCACUUUUCCAAGAUUUUCGUAGAGAUAAUGAGGGCAACAUAAUAUCGUGCAAGAUGCAUGAUAUAGUGCAUGAUCUUGCCCAAUCUUUGACCAAGAAUGAAUGCUUCAUUCUGGAGUUUGAUGAUGAAAAGGAAGUGAGGAUGGCUUCCUCCUUCCAAAAGGCUCGUCAUGCAACCUUAAUUAUCACACCAUGGGCUGGAUUUCCUAGCACUAUCCAUAAUUUGAAAUAUCUGCACACAUUGUUUGUUGGACGUGUGGUCAAUUUGAACACUACUGCUCAACCCCCACCUAAUUUAUUCAAACAUUUGGUAUGCCUUAGGGCAUUAGACUUGAGUGGGCAUCGGUUAAUUGUGGAACUGCCGAGGAACUUGGGGAAAUUGAUACAUCUGAGGUUCCUUAAUCUAUCAAAUAAUUUGAUGCGCGGGGAAUUGCCAGAAACAAUUUGUGAUCUAUAUAAUUUGCAAACUUUAAUUCUUUCAGAUUUGCUCAUAAAACUACCUCAGGGGAUGAGAAAACUAAUUAACCUGAGACAUCUUGAAUGGGAAGGCAGUAGAGUAUUGAUGUUGCCAAAAGGAAUCGGGAGAUUGACCUCACUUCGGACAUUAACUGAGUUUCGUAUAAUUGGUGUAUGCAAAAUAGGAGAACUGAAAAACUUAAACAGCCUCAGGGGAGGUCUUGUGAUAAGUCGGAUAGAUAAUGUGAAAGAUGCAGAGGAGGCUGGCGAAGCAGAAUUGAAGAAUAAGAAACACCUCCAUCAUUUGGAACUAAUGGGUUUUGGGUGGCUUGGCUCAGCUGCCUCAAAAGGUGUGGCUGAAGCUCUACAGCCUCAUCAAAACUUGAAGUCUUUAAAAAUAAGUUAUUACAGUGCUGCCACCGAGUUCCCCAGUUGGAUAGCGGCCUCAUCGCUGGCCCAAUUGAAAAAGCUUCAAAUUAUGCAUUGCGUACAGGUUACAUAUUUGCCUCCAUUGGGGGAACUACCUCUCCUUGAAAGCCUGAUAAUAGAGCAUAUGAAGAGACUGAAAUACGUGGGUGGUGAGUUUUUGGGAUCUUCAACAACUGCAUUCCCAAAGCUGAAGCACCUCCGUUUUAAUGAAAUGGAAGAGUGGGAGAAGUGGGAAGUAAAAGAAGAAGAUGAAGAAGGGAGGUCAGUAAUGCCAUGUCUCCACUCCUUGACCAUAUAUAAAUGCCUCAAGCUGGAAAGCCUGCCCGAGCGCCUGCUCCAGAUAACUCCACUACAGAAAGUGAUUAUCCUCCUCUCUCCUACUCUGCAAGAUCGUUACCAUAAGGUGAGAGGGAAUGAUCGGUCCAAAAUAUCUCACAUCCGAGAGGUUUGGUGUUAACCACCGAUGAUGACAUCGCUCCAGAGUGUGCAAGCCUGACUCCCCCAGUCCAAAAGAGCGCAUCUCAUGCUGGAAGAAGUCUACUAUCAUGCUCCCAAGAGAUCAGACAAAUAAUUUUUUUUUUAUCAUUCCACUGAAUUUUCUGAUGAACAAAUUAUGAUCCAUGUGUACUAUAAUAUCCAAAUUCCUUCUACCGCUUCUCCAUAGUUUCCGUUGUAAUAAACUCAUUGCCUGUUAUCAGGUUUUGAUCAUGAAA
Molecule: messenger RNA, 3132 nt
Organism: Vitis riparia (riverbank grape)
Lineage: Eukaryota; Viridiplantae; Streptophyta; Magnoliopsida; Vitales; Vitaceae
Product: putative disease resistance protein RGA3
Exons: 2
Coding region: 120-2876 (918 amino acids)
Biological process (GO): defense response to other organism
Molecular function (GO): ADP binding
Source: RefSeq, a predicted model, not a curated record